Onychomys torridus (southern grasshopper mouse) is the source of this 2217-nucleotide messenger RNA. RefSeq names its product presenilin associated rhomboid like (gene Parl). The transcript has 10 exons. The record is from RefSeq and is a predicted model, not a curated record. Lineage: Eukaryota; Metazoa; Chordata; Mammalia; Rodentia; Cricetidae. Gene Ontology annotation, molecular function: serine-type endopeptidase activity. Bases 63 to 1196 code for a protein of 377 amino acids. Gene Ontology annotation, cellular component: membrane.
CGGAAGUGGUUCCGGGGCUGGGGUCAACAAGGUCGGGCCAUGGUGGGGCCGAGGUUGGGAAGAUGGCGUUGCGAGGUUGGGCACAGCGAGUCUGGGGCUGCGGUCAGGCGUGGGCGCCUCCAGUGGGCGGCGGCUGCCCGGAACUCUCUGCGGCCCAGGCCCCGCGGCUGCUCGGACGCAGGUUCAACUUAUUUCUUCAGCAAAACUGUGGCUUUAGAAAAGCCCCAAGGAAGGUUGAACCGCGAAGGCCAGACAAAGGGUCGAGUGGUGAAGCAUACAAGAGAAGUGCCUUGAUCCCGCCCCUGGAAGAGACAGUUUUUUACCCUUCCCCCUACCCUAUAAGAACUCUCGUGAAGCCCUUCUUCUUCACUGUUGGGUUCACAGGCUGUGCAUUUGGAUCAGCUGCUAUUUGGCAAUAUGAAUCACUGAAAUCCAGGGUCCAGAGUUAUUUUGAUGGUGUAAAAGCUGACUGGUUGGAUCACAUUCGGCCACAAAAGGAAGGAGACCUCAGAAAGCAGAUUAACAAGUGGUGGAAUAGCCUAAGUGAUGGCCAGCGGACUGUGACAGGCAUCAUAGCUGCAAAUGCUCUAGUAUUCUGCCUAUGGAGGGUGCCAUCGCUGCAUCGAACCAUGAUCAGAUAUUUUACAUCCAACCCAGCAUCAAAGGUUCUUUGUUCUCCAAUGUUGCUGUCGACGUUCAGCCACUUCUCCCUGUUCCACAUGGCAGCAAACAUGUAUGUGCUGUGGAGCUUCUCAUCCAGCAUCGUGAACAUCCUGGGUCAAGAGCAGUUUGUGGCAGUGUACCUGUCUGCAGGUGUCAUUUCCAAUUUUGUCAGUUAUGUGUGUAAAGUUGCCACAGGAAGAUACGGACCUUCACUUGGUGCAUCAGGAGCGAUCAUGACUGUACUUGCAGCAGUCUGCACCAAGAUCCCAGACGGGAGGCUCGCCAUCAUCUUCCUCCCAGUCUUCACCUUCACAGCAGGCAAUGCCUUAAAAGCCAUCAUUGCCAUGGAUACAGCUGGGAUGAUCCUGGGAUGGAAAUUUUUUGAUCAUGCAGCACAUCUUGGGGGAGCUCUCUUUGGAAUAUGGUACAUCACUUACGGCCAUGAACUCAUUUGGAAGAACAGGGAGCCUCUAGUGAAAGUCUGGCAUGAAUUAAGGACUAAUGGCCCCAAGAAAGGAGGUGGCCCUAAGUGAAGCAAAGCUGGCCGUGUGGUGCAUCUGCUCCUUGCUUUCUCGAAGACUCGGCAUCCAGCUAUCCCAGUGUUUCAAAUGUCCCCAGUACAUGUCUCCUUAGAAAAUUAUGGGAAAGUUGUGAAAUAAAUGUUUAUAUCUCUAGUUUGUAAAUGGUGUUUGCUCCUUGGGAGUUCUGGAACUCUCCAGCAGUUUGCUUUUUUGGAGAACAUGCAUGACAUUCUUCAAGCCUGGACCCUGGUGAGGAAGCCUCAGCGGAUCUGAUGGGAUCUUGGAGGAACCUUGGUCUGUCCCUGACCUGGCAUCUGCUUAGCAUUGGUUCUGACUUCCUUUCCUGGCCUGACCAACAAUAGAAGGUUGAGGGCACCUUCUCUCUGAAAAAAUCUGAAAUAACAGCCUUAGCACUUCCAAAUAUUUCCCUAGAUGACAUUUCUGGCAGUGAGCACCACAUCCAGAUAUGUUUUUUAGGAUUUCUUUUCUAGGUAUGAGGAGAAGAGGGGCUGGGCAGGUGGCUCAGUCAGAAGACUGAGGAGCUGAGUUUGGAUUCUAGCACCACAGACAGCCUGGCACACCAGUGUCGUGGACCAGACACGGCAGCUGGUGGACAUGUGAGUCCCUGGGGCUAUGUGAGUGCAGCUGCAGAAUGUGAGUGAAGUGUGUGCAUGUCCUGAGAGAGCUAGAGAAGUGUCAGAGAAGUGUGAGAGGGUGAGGAGUAAAGAGUGAGAAUAAUGUAGAAGUAAGUGUGUGAGUGAGUAAGAGAGCUGUGUGAAAGGGUUGCUGCUACAUAGAGGAACUGUGUAAAGUGUAUGGGAGAGCUAUGUAAAUGAGAUGUUUAGCUGUGGCUGUGUGGAGAUUUGUAACUGUAUGGAGGCAAGGAAAAUGAAGCUGUUUAGAAAAGGGAUGCAGAAGAGAAAUGUAUGUACAGCCAUGUAAAAAGAUGUAUGUAUGUAAAGAAUGUAGCUGUAUAAAGUUAGAUUGUCAAGAGAGAUUAUUUAAGUUGAAGUAAAAGAGAAGGUUGCCAUCA